Trichoderma virens Gv29-8 is the source of this 3140-nucleotide messenger RNA. RefSeq lists its product as uncharacterized. The record is from RefSeq and is a predicted model, not a curated record. Bases 1 to 2631 code for a protein of 876 amino acids. Gene Ontology annotation, biological process: regulation of DNA-templated transcription; DNA-templated transcription. Gene Ontology annotation, molecular function: DNA binding; zinc ion binding; DNA-binding transcription factor activity, RNA polymerase II-specific. The transcript is spliced from 5 exons. NCBI's taxonomy places the organism in Eukaryota, Fungi, Ascomycota, Sordariomycetes, Hypocreales, Hypocreaceae.
AUGUCUCCGGAAGCUGCGCAAGAGCUCUCCUACACCGCGGACGACUCCGCCGCAAAUGCCGGCUCACCGUCAGAUUCGGCGUCGCCAGAACCAACCGACAAUGCGUCCACUGCCGACGGGCGAUCCGAUGACAAAUCCAAGAAGCGAGCAGCUCCCAAUGACGGUGCUGAGCCGCCACAUAAGGUUACCAAGAGACGUGCCGCUCGUGCCUGUGUAUCAUGUCGCGCGCGCAAGGUUCGCUGCGAUGUGGUUGAGGGAGCUCCCUGCGGAAAUUGCCGCUGGGACAAUGUUGAGUGCAUUGUCCAGGAGAGCCGCCGGAGAAAAAAGAAUCUCGUUACCGCCAGUAUCGUGGGGCAAGGCCAAUCAGCCGAGGCUCAGCUGCGCAAAGCACCGACGAACCCCAUCGCCAUCAACAGCGCCGACUUGCGAAGAACCAGCGGGUCCUCCCUGAUUUCGCCCGCCAGUCUCGACCCUUCGAGCGGUCUGCUUCCCAAUGCUGGCAUUGACGGCCAUGUGCCUCACAUGAUCUAUCAACGCUCUGCAUAUCGAAAUGAGCCCGUUUUACUCAGCAAAGCCCAGCUGUCAGAGGCCAGUCGGUCUUCCUGGGCGAGCACGGCCGGCUCCGUGAGCCAUGGCUCGUCUCGCUCCACGAAGAUGAUGAGCAUGCUCGAUGACACGGAGUCAAUUGUCCAGCUCCCCCCGUUCGUGCGCCCCUUGCCUAGUAAAAUCCCAGCCGAAGAUGUUCGCUAUCUACACGCAAAGGGUGCACUGAGCAUCCCUUGUCUCUCGCUGCAGAAUGCGCUUCUGCGUGCUUACAUCGAGUAUGUGCAUCCCUAUAUGCCACUCAUGGAUCUGGUUCCCUUUCUCGGCGUCAUCAACCGCUACGACGCCGCAGAGGGUCAGAUUAGCCUGUUCCUAUACCAUGCGGUCAUGUUUUCGGCAACCGCUUUUGUCGAUAUGAGACAUUUGCGCGAAGCAGGCUACGCUACUCGCAAGGCUGCAAGAAAAGCCUUUUUCCUGAAGACGAGGCUACUCUACGAUUUCGACUACGAAUCAGACCGAUUGAUACUCGUUCAAGGGCUUUUAUUGAUGACGUAUUGGUACGAGACUCCUGAUGACCAGAAAGAUACCUGGCACUGGAUGGGCGUGGCCAUCUCCUUGGCUCACACCAUCGGGCUGCAUCGCAACCCCGAGGUCACCAGCAUGGCCGUGCCGACCCAGAAGCUGUGGAAGCGCAUUUGGUGGUCAUGUUUUAUGCGCGACCGUCUCAUUGCUCUGGGUAUGAGGCGCCCGACGAGAAUCAAGGAUGAGGAUUUCGACGUGCCGAUGCUGGUGGAGAGCGACUUUGAGCUGGUGGUCCUGCCAGACAAUGUUGCCAUUAUCCCACCUGAAUGCACGUUGAUGCGCGAUGUAGAGAUGCAGCGGGAGCUUGCCGUCAUGUGCAUUGCCAAGGCUAAGCUGUGCAUUUGCAUUAGCCACAUGCUAAAGGCUCAGUACUCGGUUCUCAUUCGAGACAACAUGAAGCCAGAGAACACGACGAAUAGCACCAUGAUGCUGUUCCCCAACAAGAAACUGGAUAAUUUGGAUAAUAUCAAGGUUGUUGAUGCAGAGCUCCAGGAAUGGGCAGCAUCACUCCCAGCAUGUUGCCAGUACCGCAUGUUGGUUCCUGCAGACACCAAGAACGGUAGGGCUACCAUUGUUGUUCAGCGAAUGCUCCUCCAUAUGGUGUACCAUACGACCAUCUCUGCCCUGCACCGUCCUCAGUUUCUGCCAUCGUCUCCCAUGCAGGCGCCGACCGCCUCUCGCCAGGUGCAGGAAAUGUCGCGCCUCAAGGUGAAGGAUGCAGCGACGCACAUUACGGAUAUGGCUACAGAGCUGCACCAUCUCCGCCUGGAGAGGUACUUACCUACCACGGGUGUUACGGUGAUCCUACCUGCUAUGAUUAUCCAUCUCUUGGAGAUGAAGAACCCAUUGCCAGAUGCUCGCUCGCGGGCAACAAGAGGUUUCCGCCAGUGCAUGCGUGUCAUGGAGAAGCUGCGCGAGAUCUACGCUGCCGCCGACUAUGCCACUGGGUUUCUGGAUGCCGCUCUCAAGAAGGCGGCCAUUGAUAUCAAUGCUACAGUCGAACCGUCGACGUUGGCAAUGAUGAAGGAGGUUCCCCCUGAAUUCGGCACUCACACGCCGCCACCUGAAAAUGCCCCCUACAUGACCGCUUCCGAGUCGCUCUUCAAUCAGAAGCCCAAGGAGGUCCAGAAACCGAUGGGGCCUCCAGGGACAAUCAUUUCGACCACCCAUGGAUCCUCGACGGUCAAUUCUCCGCCGCAAACCGAUUUUGAUCCGUCCAAUCUGACUCCGAGUGUGAGCGGCGGAUCGGACGAGGUUCAUAUGGAAGUGGAUAACAUUAUGGGCGUCGAUUUCAUGCAAGGCCAUGACGAGUUCGACUGGAACGCGGUCGCCGGCACUGAUUUUGAUGUGGACCAGUGGCUGCAAUUCCCCCCUGAAGGAGUUGCCGGCACCGACGAGACGCUGAUGACGACCGCCUUCACUGGCGGUGAGGAUAAUACAUUUGGCUGGGUUUUCAACACAAACGUUGAUGGCACCAUCCCGGCGCUCCCCGAAACCUCUACUUGAGUCGAAACAAACAAAUAGGAGGAUCUGCUUUCUGAAGCAUUUUCUUAGAUAUUGGGAACGUUGAAAAAAAUAAUAGAUUAGGGAGAGGCGUCAAUGGGUGGCGUUUUGGAUAUGUUGUGGGAUAUUGCUACUACAAAAAAAGGGACAAGUCUCGGUUAUAGUUGACGGGCAUCUGCUGGCUGAUGUACUGAGUUUCGUUUUCUUGCGCAUUUUUCUUUUUCUCGUUUUUCUUUUCUCAGCCGUCCUUGUGGCCUGAAGACGGGCAUGAUUGAUUAGCUCUAUUUGUUGUUGUCGUUUACGAUGAUGAUAAUGAUAAUGAUGAAGGAGAGUGUUUCAAGACUGUCAGAUGCGAACCCCAGCAGGCGAGUCAUGCACGGUCGUUUGUUGUGCUGGUUGCUACGCUGUGAGCCGAGGAGGCUUUAAAAGGGGGCUUUAUGAAUGAAUGUGUUUGUUUUUAUACUGCGUCGGUAGAAUUAGCAGCGGCAAUAUGAUUUUGGUCAAGAGUGCUA